GUGGAGGCCUGGGAGGAGUCUAGAGUAGAAGGGUUAUUCCAAUGGCCCAGGCAUUCCACGUGAUGGAAGGCAGGGCUUGGGGCGGAGAAGCAAGCCGGCUCAGAGAGCCAGGUUCUAGCAGCCAUUGGAGGAAAAGGAAGAUGCUGGGGUUUUAGCUGGACUGGGCAGGGCGGGGCUUUUGGGACUAGAAGGACCUGCCCAGAGUGGUUGAUUGAAAGCCUCAGCUGUUGAAGCUGAGAUUGCUCUGCCUUCUUCCCUUGGAGCUGAAAUCACUCUGCUGUCCCUUGCAGCUGAGAGCCUUCUGCCCUCCAGAAGCCAGAUCUGUGCAUGCAGAUACAAGCUCAGCCAGAAGAAGACCAAGGCCUGGCCCAAGCAGAGAGCCUACAGCCAGAGGGAAUGGCCCCUGGAAGCCCCAGAGUCAGACCUCAGGUGUUAGUGACAUUCAAGGAUGUGGCUGUGGACUUCACACAGGAGGAGUGGCGCCUGUUGGACCAUUCUCAGAAAGAGCUGUACAAGGAGGUCAUGCUGGAGAAUGUACAGAAUCUACUCUCUGUGGGACUUCCAGCUCCUAAAGAAGAAUUGAUCUCUCAUUUUGAGCAAGGGAAAGUUCCAUGGAUGUUGGAGCGAGAAGACCCAAGAAAAUCCUGUCCAGAUGGAGAGACUAGACUUGGAAUGAGGGAGACUACUGCAAAGAUGAGCAUUUCUAUGGAAGAAACACAACAGCAAAGAUUAAUAAAUGAUGGUCACUGCAAUCUCAAUUUGAGAGAAACUUGUGACUCUGAUAUCAAGACAAAGAAAAAACAAAAGAGUCACUGCAAAUUUGAUAAAGAUGGAAAGAGUUUCAGACAAUGUUCAGUCCUAAUUCACUGUAAGAAAACAACCUCUGGGAAUAACUUUUCUCAGGAUAGUCAAAAUAGGGAAUGCUUUCCUGAACAGUUAAAUCUUGUGGAGUCUCAUGAGAAGCCCCCUGAAGUCCAAACUUAUCAAUGUAAUCAGUGUGAAAUGGUCUUUGGCUUGAACUCUGACCUACUUAAGCAUCAGAAGAGCCAUCCUGGAGAAACACUUAAUAUAUGUAAUGAAGGUGAAAAGAGCUCCACUGGCAAUUCACAACUCAUUGGCCAGGGGAAAAUUCCCAAUGGAAAGAAGUGUUAUAGAUGUAAUGAAUGUGACAAAACCUUUAAUCAUCAAUCAUCCCUUAUUCACCAUCAGAGACUUCAUUCUAAUGAAAAGCUACAUAAAUGUAUGCAAUGUGGACAGGCUUUCAAGCAACAGGCAUCCCUUCUUUCUCAUCAGAGAUUUCAUACCAGGGAGAAAUCUCAAGGGUGUAAUGAAGGUGGUAAAGCUUUCAAUGAAAACUCAUCCGUUAUGGCACAUCAGAGAAGCCACACUGGAGAGAAACCUUAUCAAUGUAAUCAAUGUGGAAACACUUAUACACAGAGGGCCAGUCUUGCUGUACACAAGAGAAUCCACACUGGAGAGAAACCUUAUGAAUGUGAUCAGUGUGGAAGGGCUUUCAGAUGCAACUCCAGUUUUGCUUUACAUCAGAGAAUCCACACUGGAGAGAAACCUUAUGAAUGUGAUCAGUGUGGAAAGACUUUUAGAUGCCGUUCUAGUCUUGCUAAACACCAGAGAAUCCAUACUGGAGAGAGACCUUAUGAAUGUGAUCAAUGUGGAAAGACUUUCAGACAGAGCUCCAGUUAUGCUGAGCAUCAGAAAGUCCACACUGGAGAGAAACCUUAUGAAUGCAAGCAAUGUGGGAAGACUUUCAGGUGUAACUCCAAUCUUGCUCUACAUCAGAGAAUUCACACUGGAGAAAAACCUUAUAAAUGUAAUCAAUGUGGAAAGAAUUUUAGCCAGAGUUCCAGUCUUGCUGAUCAUCAGAGAAUCCAUACUGGAGAGAAACCUUAUGAAUGUAAUCAGUGUGGAAAGGCUUUCAGAUGUAGGUCUAGUCUUGCUCUACAUCAGAGAAUCCAUACUGGAGAGAAGCCUUAUGAAUGUUGUGAAUGUGGCAAAGCUUUUAUUGAACACUCAUCCCUUAUUGUACAUCAGAGAAUCCAUACUGGGGAGAAACCUUAUAAAUGUAAUCAAUGUGAAAAGACUUUCACACAGAGCUCCAGUCUUGCUCUACAUCAAAGAAUUCACAGGGGAGAGAAACCUUAUGAAUGCAAUCAGUGUGGAAAGACUUUUACAAACAAAUCUAAUCUUGCUCUACAUCAGAGAAUCCACACUGGAAAGAAACCUUAUGAAUGUAAUCAGUGUGGAAAGACUUUCACACAAACCUCCAAUCUUGCUGAACAUAAGAGAAUCCACACUGGAGAGAAACCUUAUGAAUGCAAUCAAUGUGGAAAGACUUUCAGAUGCAGCUCUAGUCUUGUUGAACAUGAGAGAAUCCACACUGGAGAGAAACCUUAUGAAUGUAGUCAAUGUGGGAAAGCUUUCAGAUGCAGCUCCAAUCUGGGGAAACACCAGAAAAUUCACACUGGAGAGAAACCUUAUGAGUGUAAUCUAUGUGGAAAGACGUUUAGACACAGCUCCAGUCUUGCUCUGCAUCAGAGAACUCAUACUGGAGAGAAACCUCAUGAGUGUCAUGAAUGUGGCAAAGCUUUUAGGGACCACUCAUCUCUUAUUGUUCAUCAGAGAAUCCACACUGGAGAGAAACCUUAUGAAUGUAAUCAAUGUGGUAAAACCUUCCGGCAACAGUCAUCCCUUAUUUCCCAUCAAAGAAUUCAUACUAGAUAGAAAUCUUAUUUCUGUAGUGCAUGAGAAAAGACAUUCAAAUGAAGUAUAAAGGUUGUUGGACAUCAGAAAAUAAUUCUGGGGCCAAAUUCAAUAUGGCCUCAGUGAGGUAGAACCUUCAGUCAGGGAUCGUCUCUUAUAUCUGAGCAUUCAUAGUGGAGAGAAAUCUUAAAAGAUGUGCUCAGUGGGGACAUGCCUUUGCUGGAAAAGGAGAGGCCCUAGUUAUCAGAAUAUUCAUACUGGAAGGAAGGAAGGAUUGUGGAAAAGCCUUGACAUGGAGUUCAGGCUUGACUGGAUACUGGAGAAAUCAUGCUGUAAAUAAAACUUAGGGAUCUAAUGAAAAAGAAAAACAUCUUGUUUCAGCACAGAUCUAAUUAGACACCCUAAAUUUCAUGCUGUGUAUAAAACCCUAUAAAAGCAAUGAUUUUUCUCUUAAAACUAUUGUUUUUCAGUACUCCUCAAUAAUAUUCCAUAAUAUUUAUUUACCACACCUUUAUUAGUCAUUUCCCAAUCAAUUAGUACUUACUUCUUACCUGUUCUUUGUUGAUAUAAAAAGUUAUGGUAUAAAUAUUUUGGUAACUGACAUUUAUUUCUGCAUUCAUUGCUUUAGAUGGGUAGAUGGAACAGUAUUUAGAGUACUGAUCCUGGAGUCACAAGACCUGAGUUGAAAUUCAAUCUCUAAGACUUACUAGCUGUAUGACCUUGUACAAGUUACUUAACCAAUUACUGUAUGAGGCUUCCCCAUUUGUAGACGGUAUAUACUAAUAACACCUACUCUUAAAGUUGACAUGAAGAUCAAAAGAGCUAAUAUGUGUAAAUCACAUUGUAAGCAUCAAAUCACCAUUUAAAAGCUAGCUCUUACUAUUAUUCCUUGGGUCAGAAGUCUCAGAGUCAGCCAAAAGAUAUGGACAAUUUAAUCACUUUUCUUGUAAUUCAAAUUGAUAUUUAAAACAAUGUGGAAGAAGGCAGUGCCUCAUGUGCUCUUUAGCUAUAUAACUCUGGGCAAGAAAGAGCCUUUCUGUCCAUAAUUUACUAAUCUCUAAAAUGAGGAGGUUGGCAUCAAUGACUUCUAUGGUACUUUCCAACUCUGAAUUUUUAUUCCCAUGGAAAAUGUGUUUCUAUGUCUUUUUCCACAGCCUCUUCCAGUAUUUUUAGGAAGGAUACAUAACAGGUACAAAAUCUGAAAGUAUAAUACAAACAAUUUAGUUGGAUUUCAAAAUAGAAACCUUGAGAAAUUGAACAGACCAGGUUUAUAAUAUCCAAAAGAAAUUGGGGGCUAGAGCUAAGAUCAUGGAAUGAAAUUGGCACACUUGUCCAAUUUUUGCAAUAUACUUCUGUAAAUUUUAAAAAUUAAUAUUCAAUACUCUGUGUAUUGUAUUUAAUAAUAUUUAUUAAUACUUAACUUGAAGCAAAAGGAAAAUAAAAGACUAAAGAAACAGAGCUUACUGGCCUCCCAUGUGGAAAAAGAGAGUGAAGGAGGCAUUCCCCACAGCUUAAAAACCAUAAUUUCAAGGACACAUGUAAACAAAAAGGGAAAAGGAUUCUUGGGACAAGGGGAGAAUUUUGGGAGAUGAAGCCCAAAGGAUACAAAAUUUCCACUUAUACACUUCUUUUUAAUAACUUAAACAAAUGCACCUAAACAAAUAAUGAGCAAAAGAGACUCCAAAAAUCUCAGUGAAUCAUUUUUACAAUCCAGGAUAGCUUAGGAAGACAUAAAGAGAUGUCUGUAGACACUGGAGUGGGAAUUGGCAAAAAGCAUGAUGGGCUGGAAUUGGCAUUGUCUAGAGGCUUUAGAAGUGGUGGCAGCAGAGGCAGCAGCAAUGGAGUGUUACAAUUGGUCAGAAAACGAUUCCAUGGAAUCCCUGAGAUAAUACUGGGAAUAUGAUCAGGUGGUGGUAUUAGGUGACACUAUAAUUUAUUACCUGGUUCCUUGGUCCAGGUCGGAGAGGUGCAUGGAGUCACAAGAGAUGAGGGGUCCUAUAGAUCAAGAGGGUAAGGAUCAGAUUUUUCUCUGAAUCAUACAAUAUUGGAAGCAUUAGAAACUUACAAUCCUGUAGACCUUGUAGUAGAAGCAGCAAAACAUAAAAUAAAGAAGCUCAGGGUAAUCAUCCACUCCAAUGCUGAGCAGAGCCCAACUUUAACAUGAAAUCCAAGAUUGAGAAAUAUACUGGAAAAAUGAGCAAAUGACAACAAACCUAUCCAUAAGUAACUACUAUGAGGACUGGGAAACUGAAAACCAAAACACAGAAGGGGACAAUGACUUGAAAACAUCUACAAGCAAAGCAUUGAAGAAAAAUUCACAUUGAACACAAGCCCAAAAAGAAUACCUCAAAGAGCUAAAGUGAUUUUUAAAAGGAGAUUUAAAAAAUAAAA
This is a messenger RNA of Monodelphis domestica (gray short-tailed opossum), 5109 nucleotides long. RefSeq lists its product as uncharacterized. Gene Ontology annotation, biological process: regulation of cytokine production; regulation of immune system process; negative regulation of transcription by RNA polymerase II. NCBI's taxonomy places the organism in Eukaryota, Metazoa, Chordata, Mammalia, Didelphimorphia, Didelphidae. Gene Ontology annotation, molecular function: RNA polymerase II cis-regulatory region sequence-specific DNA binding; DNA-binding transcription repressor activity, RNA polymerase II-specific. The record is from RefSeq and is a predicted model, not a curated record. Gene Ontology annotation, cellular component: nucleoplasm.